AGAUUUUGAAUGAAUAUCGUCCACCUUAAACUGCUUUUACUCUGCAAUGUUCUUGCAACUUGUUUUGGGCGGUUACCUUUGGAGGAUAUAUCCAAAGAAUCGGUCUCUCCAUGUGACAAUUACUACCAAUAUGCAUGCUCACAAGGACAAUACACCAUGCUUCGCGAAACUCUUAUAGACGAUCUCAACAGAAAACUGGAUGAAGAAAUAAGCUUACUUCCUGACUGUGGCGCUGCAUUUGAAAACGUAGUCCUGAAGAACGAAAAAUUGGAAAGAGAGGACUUUUAUAAGGAACUUUUAAAAAGAUGCAACGAGACCAACUUUCUCCAAACUUUUCGCCUUAUGGCCUAUGAAGAAAUUGACGAGAUACCCCCGGAAGGUUACUUUACCUGCGAAGAGACUGCGAGUCUUAUAGUCGAUAUAGUAAUGCGCGAUGACAGAGAGAGCACUGGUGAUUUGGUGGAGGUAGUCAGAAAAGUUCGAGAUUUUGUCGCCUUGGACAACCUGAGAGAAAAAGACGCUCUCAUGUCAGAGGCCUUUCGAAAGUCGCGUAAACUAUUCGAAGCCAUCAGAGGAAGAUAUCUGAAUUUUAUCAAUAGCACCACUAACCUGCAUCCUAACGCUUGGUAUGAGAAAGCCGAAAGCUUGACAGUGGAAUUCCCAAUGAGAAUCAAGAAGUUUUUCACGACUGAUACCUUAGAGCUUUUCAACAAUGAGUACAACUAUUGCUUAGAAAGAAUCCUCGAUGUGGACAGCCGGGAAAGAACAUUUUGCUUCUCUCGCGCUUGGCGUAUAGCUAGAGGGUGGACUCCGCUAUCAAGAAAUAUGGAAGAGUUUGUUCAUAAUUUGAGGGGUCUUGAUGUAAACGAACACGAUGGACAUGUUUACGUAAGGCCUGCGUACGUCAUGCUACUCAGUAAUGCCUUUAUGAGCCGCGAUUAUGCAGAAGAACCAGUUAUCAUGGGAAGCCUUGGAUUUGAGAUCAUCAGGGAGGUGACUCGUGCAAGUUACAACAUUCCAGUGGUAACACGCAGAUGCUUUCAAAAGCUGAGAAACUUCGGCGAGUUCACGGCUGAUCCUAUGGAUGAACAGGGAGAAAGCAACUACAUCUAUAACAUUAUAGCUUUGCGAGCAAUACAAACGGCUCUACCAGAUAGCACUGAUGAGAAAGACUUGAAACUACUGCUUUCUGUCAGCCCGCUGAUCAACUGUGCCGACGAGCACAGAAGCUUGAUGGUAAACCACAUAUUUGCUCGAAAUAUGGACUUUCAAAAAAUAUUUGAUUGUGAUGAAACUGCUGCAAUGGUGAUGUCGCAGGAGAAAUGCGAUUUGCUUUGACUUGAACG
This is a messenger RNA of Cylicocyclus nassatus, 1346 nucleotides long. The record is from the annotation of a GenBank genome assembly. Lineage: Eukaryota; Metazoa; Nematoda; Chromadorea; Rhabditida; Strongylidae.